Messenger RNA from Exophiala mesophila, 1192 nucleotides. RefSeq lists its product as uncharacterized. Lineage: Eukaryota; Fungi; Ascomycota; Eurotiomycetes; Chaetothyriales; Herpotrichiellaceae. Bases 214 to 1101 code for a protein of 295 amino acids. The record is from RefSeq and is a predicted model, not a curated record. Gene Ontology annotation, biological process: carbohydrate metabolic process. Gene Ontology annotation, molecular function: zinc ion binding; aldehyde-lyase activity. The transcript has a single exon.
AAUCUUGACUCUUGAGCUCUGGCUGUAUCUGAAAACGAGCUUCCCUCGGGCGAUACUCAUCACGUUGUCUACUAAUCGACCAAGAUAUAACAUAUACGCUACUCACCCACCCACUCUCUCUCAUCUACACACCCACCCUCACAGGAAGCCAGUCAUAGCAACACCUUCCCCAGUUUCGACUCCGACCUUGAUUCGCUUUCUUAACCCCUCAAAAUGCCCAUUUCCGACAACAUUUCAGUGCGGAUUCUCAAGGCGGCCGAGGAGGGCCGAUAUGGAGUUCCAGGAGUGGUUUGCUACAACCUAGAGGCAAUCAUCGCAUGUCGCAAAGCCGCCGAGGCAAAGAAUUCGCCUUGCCAGAUCCUGCUGUUUCCCUGGGCCCAGGAGUAUGCAUACGAUAACCUGGUGAACCUGGCGGCCGACGUGUGCCGGUCCGCCAAAGUGCCCAUGUCACUACACCUGGAUCACGCCCAAUCGGCCGAGGCGAUCAAGGCCGCCGCCCAGACGGGCAAAUUCGACUCCAUCAUGGUCGACAUGUCACACUAUGAGAAAGAGGAAAACCUUGCCCGGACAAAGGACUUGGUCAGCUAUUGUCACGAGUUGGGCAUCGCAACCGAGGCCGAGCCCGGCCGCAUCAACGGUGGCGAGGCUGGCGUCCAGGACACGGGGGAUCUUGAGGGAAUCCUGACCACCCCCGAGGAGGCUUUGCAGUUCAUCGCCACUGGCAUCGACUUCCUGGCCCCCGCCAUUGGCAACGUCCACGGACCCUACAAUGGCGUGGAGAACAUCCAUCUCGACUUCCCCCGCCUGGCCCGCAUUCGUGAUGCCAGUCUGGGCAAGGUCACCUUGGUCAUGCACGGAACCAACGAGUUUACAGCCGACAUCUUUAAACAGUGUGUCGAGGCCGGUAUGACCCGCCUCAACGUCAACCAGAUUGUUCUGUGGAAGUACGAAAAGUAUGCCCAGGAAAAGGCCGGCCGGACACCUCUGACUCAAUUCAUGGAGGAGGGUACCGCCCUGAUACAGGAGCGCAUCGAAUGGAUGAUGGAUGCUGUGGGAAGUACGGGAAAGGCCGCUGAUGUGGAAAAUGUAAGAAGACUUUAGCAACACAAUCGCUGCAAAUAAAACGCAAUGGGUCAUAGAUGGGAAUCCACGCUUUGAUACAUAGCACCACGUCCAGGGAGCUGUGCCCCUG